CUCCUGACCUGGAGCAAUCCUCCCACCUCGGCCUCCCAGAGUGCUGGGAUUACAGGUGUGCGCCACCGCAGGCAGCUGCGGUAGGUGCUUAAUCAGUGUUUGUGGAAUGACUGACUGAGAACACCAGGUACCGGGGGUGCCAAGGGCCGGAUGGUGGCCGCCAACAGAAACGUCCACACCAUGCCCGGAGCCUAUGAUGGGACCUUAUUUGGAAAUGAGGUGUUUGCAGAGGUAACUGAGGAUCUUGAGAUGGGAACACCUUGGGUCACCCAGGGGGCCCUGUCUAGACCUUGAUCUCUGACUUCAGGCCUCCAAAACCAUCGGAGAAUAGAUUCCCAUUGUUCUCAGCCACUGAGUUUGUGACACUUGGUUACAGGAGCCUCAUGGGGGUGGGGGGGGAGGAAGUAAACCAAACAACGUUCCCUGUUCUGUGCAUUGGCGCAUUCAUUCCCUCACUCAGUCGUUCGCUACUUCCCAUCCUGGGCACUGUCCCAGUCAGCUCCAAGGCAGGGAGGCAGUGUGACAUCACAGCCUUUGGGACGAGACCGACUCGGGGGUUAACCCCGGUCCUGCCGCUUGCCUGCUGUGACGUUUGGAGCCCCAUAUUGGACCUAAGCCAAGGUCCUGCUCGAUGUGGUGGGGACGGCCAGGAUGCCACCUUGGGAACCGGCGUGAACACUCGUGCGAGGCCUGGCUCUCCCAUGGCACAUUUAUGCGGUGGCGGCGUGGGUGCCAUGUGGGACACGCAGCAGCCUUGAGCCUUGUACUCCUGCCCGGUGUCCCCGAGGAGAAGCUGGGCGCUCAGCAGGGCGCGGUGACUGAGCCCCCGCCACGUGGAGCUGGUGACACUCGGUAGAUGACAGCAGUCGGGUAGGACCGUUAGAAACUGUGUCGAGAAUAAAAAGCUUUUGGGGGCCUGACUGGUGUGGACACGCAGGGCUGACGGGGUGAGGCGAGGCUCCGGGCAGUGAAGACGGUUAACUCAGAGCAGCGGUGCUCAAAGGGGACCCAGCGUCAGCAGCGAGGAUGCUUGGGCCCAGCCACACCCGCUGAGGCCGAGACUCUGAGUUCGAAUGAUGCCAGCUGACGUUUAUCAGCAGAGGUGAGAGGGCACCUGGGUUACAGGAAUAAACAGGGUCAUGUUCCAGGCUUGACCUCCAUGCACCUGCAUUUUCUGGAAAGAGGCCAUCGCAGUUGACCUGGCCAUCAGUGCGGCGAGAGGCUGUCUCUGCUAAGUGCGGCCGGGGACCAGCACCUGCCCCCGAGCUGGUUAGAGACUCGGGGUCUCGGGCUCCGCCCAGGUGGAAGGAAUCAGAGCACGCACUCAACAAGGCCCGGCGGGUCUCGUGCACAGGUUAGUUUAAGGAGCACGGUGGGAGCUGGAGGAAGAGGAGGAAGGUGAAAGGAGACUGACUGUGCAGCCCCCUCUCUGCAGAUGGGCGGGGGUCAGGUGAGCUCAGGCGUGACCCUGCCGCUGUGGCUGCCAGCCGAGCCCCUGGGACCCUCCAGGGCCUGAGAAAACCCCACCCCCGGGAGGGGCCUGCGGGGGAUAGGGUCUUAAGACUCUCUUGCUCAGGUCAGAAGUUGCAAAAGCAGCGCGUUCCUUGGGACGGGUGACUCAGACCACCCUAGGUUUGGGGACCGGCCCCAACCCAGGCUCUCAACACCUCUGUUCAUUAGUGACUCACUCACCUACCCCUGGGUGACCUGGGAUCUUCCCUCUUCCACCCCUCCAGGCCCAGGAAAUGCAGCCAGACCAGCUGGAGUGACCAUGGAGUUGGGAUUUGGCGCCAUGGAGGGCCCGGCCCCAGGCACCGGCCUUGCAGAAAAGCCCCUCUCCGCCACGCUGUCCCCCGUGGGAGCCGUCUUCAUUCUCCUCAAGUCGGCGCUGGGGGCCGGCCUGCUCAACUUCCCCUGGGCCUUCCACCAAGCGGGCGGAGUCCUCCCUGCCUUCCUGGUGGAGCUGGUCUCCCUGGUCUUCCUGGUCAGCGGCCUGGUCGUCCUGGGCUACGCGGCCUCUGUCAGCGGCCAGGCCACCUACCAGGGCGCGGUCAGGGGGCUGUGCGGCCCGGCCGUCGGGAGGCUGUGUGAGGCCUGCUUCCUCGUCAACCUGUUCAUGAUCUCCGUGGCCUUCCUCAGGGUGAUCGGGGACCAGCUGGAGAAGCUGUGUGACUCUCUCCUGCCUGGCGCCCCGCCGGCCCCGCGGCCCUGGUACGCCGACCAGCGCUUCACCCUGCCCCUGCUCUGCGCGCUGCUUGUCCUGCCACUGUCCGCCCCGCGGGAGAUCGCCUUCCAGAAACACACCAGUAUCCUGGGCACCUUGGCUGCCUGCUACCUGGCCCUGGUCAUCACCGUGCAGUACUACCUCCGGCCCCCGGGUCUGGUCCGCGAGCCCCGUCCCUCGCUGAGCCCUUCCUCCUGGACCUCUGCGUUUAGCGUCUUCCCCACCAUCUGCUUCGGAUUCCAGUGCCACGAGGCCGCCGUCUCCGUCUUCUGCAGCACGCGCCCCCGCAGCCUGUCCCGCUGGGCGCUGCUGUCCGCGCUGUCCCUGCUGGCCUGCUGCCUCGUCUACUCACUCACUGGGGCUUACGGCUUCCUGACCUUCGGGACGGAAGUCUCUGCUGACAUCUUGAUGUCCUACCCCGGCAAUGACGUGGUCAUUGUCAUCGCCCGGGUCCUCUUCGCUGUGUCCGUCGUGACCGUCUACCCCAUCGUGCUCUUCCUGGGGAGGUCGGUGAUGCAGGACUUGUGGAGGAGGAGCUGCCGGGGGGCGUGGUGGCCCAGGGCGCUGGCCGACCCCUCGGGGCCGUGGGUCCGGAUGCCGCUGACCGUGCUGUGGGUCGGCGUGACGCUCGCCACGGCCCUGUUUGUGCCCGACCUCAGCGAGAUCGUCAGCAUCACCGGUGGCCUCAGCUCCUUCUUCAUCUUCAUCUUUCCAGGUUUGUGCCUCAUCUGUGCAAUGGGCGUCGAGCCCGUGGGACCGAGAACCAAGUGCUGCCUGGAGGCCUGGGGCGCGCUCUGCGUGCUGCUCGGCACCUUCAUCUUCGGCCAGAGCACGGCGGCCGCGCUCUCCGGGCGGCUCUGAUGGGCGUCCUCGCCGGGCAGGAGCGGCCCCCGCGGCGCGAGUGCUCUCCGCCCUGAAGAUGCCGGAGGAACGACGCCUCCCGCCGUCUCGGGCUGCUCGCUCGGGCUCAGCUCGGAGGGUUUCUUUUGCAAACGUGCGGAAGGGACGGAAUCGGCUCCUGCGGCCACUGUAACACGUUCCCCCACACAGGUGGCUUCGUACAACAGA
Microcebus murinus (gray mouse lemur) is the source of this 3292-nucleotide messenger RNA. NCBI's taxonomy places the organism in Eukaryota, Metazoa, Chordata, Mammalia, Primates, Cheirogaleidae. The record is from RefSeq and is a predicted model, not a curated record.